This is a messenger RNA of Malassezia globosa CBS 7966, 519 nucleotides long. RefSeq lists its product as uncharacterized. Gene Ontology annotation, biological process: riboflavin biosynthetic process; FMN biosynthetic process. Gene Ontology annotation, molecular function: riboflavin kinase activity. Bases 1 to 519 code for a protein of 172 amino acids. The transcript has a single exon. Lineage: Eukaryota; Fungi; Basidiomycota; Malasseziomycetes; Malasseziales; Malasseziaceae. Gene Ontology annotation, cellular component: mitochondrion. The record is from RefSeq and is a predicted model, not a curated record.
AUGACGCGUCCCAUGAUCUGUGGCGAAGAUACACCCAAGGCACCGUUCCCCGUCUACUUGCGCGGCACUGUCGAGCAUGGCUAUGGGCGCGGAAGUAAACAACUCAAUUGUGCGACGGCAAAUUUACCUAUUUCUGCGCUGGAUGAUCCCGUCAAUGAUCCACAACACCGUUUGCACGAGACAGGCGUCUACUUUGGUUACGCACAGGUGCGAUUCCGCGACGGUGCGCCUCAUGUUGCGGCUGAUCGAGAGAUAUAUCCUAUGGUCAUGAGCCUUGGCUGGAAUCCACAAUUCCAGAACCAGCAGAAGUCUAUCGAGGUGCACAUCUUGCACAACUAUGCAGCUGACUUUUAUGGCGAGGAUAUGCAUGUGGUUGUGUUGGGCUACAUCCGGCCGGAGCGCAAGUACGCGAAUCUUGAGGCGCUCAUGGAUGACAUUAACAUUGAUAAGCGCGUUGGCCUGAACUCGCUUGAUAGACCGGCCUAUUGUGCGUAUCAGAAGGAGAAUUGGUUCUCGUAG